GGGAUAAGAUCUUUCCAGAGUAAUAAGCAUGGUUCGAGAACGAAAAUGCAUAUUAUGUCACAUCUUGUACAACUCAAAAAAGGAGAUGGAAGAACACAUGAGAAGCAUGCUUCACCACAGAGAACUUGAAAACCUGAAGGGAAGGGACAGCAAUCAUGAAUGCCGGGUGUGCAGGGUGACACUGGUGGGUUUGUCAGCAUAUGCCAAGCACAUCUCCAGCCAGCUGCACAAAGACAAUGUUGAUGCCCAUGACAGAAAAGAGGAAGAGAAAGAAGAGGCAGAAGAAGAAUACCUUGACAAAGAACUCGUUCAACUAAUCAAGCAAAGGAAGGAACGGAACCGGCAAGCUGAACCAAGCUGUGCAAACCAAGAAUUAGAAUGUGAUGAUAGGAGAACACAGAGAAGGCGAGAAGAAAGAACUACUUACAAAGAAAGAGAAGCUUAUGAUCAGUCAUCGUGGCAUCAUCAUAACGCAUUACAAAGGGACUGGAAGUGGGAAAAGGAUGAUUAUAUUAGUCCUAGACAAGGCAAAUUUUCACACUCUCAGAGGAACCUUAAUAUAAACAGGCAUUCAGGUGGCCCAAGGGGACGCUCUGGGUGGCACCAAAAUGUUUCAGGAAGGUCUUCAAAUCGGCAUAACUAUGGGAAUUCUGGAAAUGUUUGGCAUCCAAAUGGGCGGGGAGGAGGAACAUCAAAUUGGCAUCACAGUGCUAGGGAGAGAAAUUCUACUUGGCACUCAGAAGGAACAGGUCAUUUUUCUAGCUGGAAUUUGAAGAGUUAUGGAGGAAACUGGAAAUCUAGUCCUCAUGGUGCAAAUGGCUGGAAUUUUGGAAGCUCAGGAGAGACAUACUCAGUAGAACCAAUUAAAUAUAAUAAGGAAAGAUAUGCAUGGCAGCGGCAGGAGAAAGACACUGAAGUUCCACCAUACAGAGAUCGAAAAAAUAGGAGUGACUUGCUUGAUUUUACUAGUGAUAAACUUCCUUCUGAGGGGGCAUUGGAUUUUGGUACAUCGAAGCAACUAGAAAGCAAAACUUCCAGAGCCAAUGGAAAAAGUGGCAAUCCUUCCAGAGAUAAAAUGUAUCGCUGGACUCCUUACCCAUCCCAGAAAGCUGCAGAGCAGCAACCACAGUCUGAAGAUAAUGUUUCUAAAACUCCAGAUAAAAUGGAUUCUGUAUUUAUGCCUCUUACUGAUUCUUCAAUGAAAGGAAAAACUUGUGAAGCCAAUGUUAGCCUUUCAAAACUUAAAAAAUGGGAAGCAUCUUCCCCUUCUAAUGUAACCUCAUAUCACCUUGAUUCUUGCAAGGUAAUGAAAGACACUUCCAGUGUUGAAAAGCCUGACAAAGAUGAUGGCAGAAGUAAUAGGAUGCCACCACUGAAAUCCCCUCUUCUGAAUAUCACAGAUAUGAAGUUAUCUUCCCCAAAGCAAGACGCAAACAGUCUCUUAAAAAAUAUUAAGCUUCUGUUAUCUUCAACUAGUGGCAAAGAGCAGAAUCAUUUGAAUGCACUGAACUUGGAAACAAACAGUUUCUCCUCUUAUUCAUCAAAGCUGCAUGGUGCGUGUGCUGGUAACUUACAAGACAAUAAAGAUGUGCUUGCUAGCAAUCUCGGAGAGCCUGUUAAUAACUUAAGUGAAGCAGAACAAAACCCCAAAGAUGUUCAGUCCAACCGUUCCUUGCAAAACGCUCCCUUAAGCUCUUGCAAGGAUACAAGUGACCAGAAUAGGGAAGAAACUGGGAAAGCAUUGCCAAAGAAUGAGUUCAGACUAGAUUCAUUAGAAGAUGUGAGCGAUGAUGAUUUAACAGGAAGUGAGAAGUCAGAAGCAAAAGUUGAAAAGUUGGGUUCUUCUGUUAGUCCUUGUUUACCCUGUGACACUCCAGAAGGUAAACCUGCCACCUCUGAAAAGGAAGAUGAUGAAAAGCCAGCUGCUUCAAAUAUUUCUUCUGCUGAUCUAAAAGAUUCUACAUUUCAGAUGGAAUCCACAGUUUCUCCAUCAAGCAGUCAGGACCAUUUGCAUGUGGAUUUGAAAACCUCCUCACAGGAUGGAGAAGGGGAUGAAGAGCGUGUCAAGUCACAUGAUCACUUUGAAAUGGAAGGUUUUGAAAAUCCUUCAGAUCAUGAGCUGCAAAAAGGAGGAAGCCAGUCACUAGGCCUUCUUCCUGAUUUAAGCAAACUUGGCCUCCCUGCCUCUCUGCAAAGAGACCUGACACGACAUAUUAGUCUGAAGAGCAAAGUCGGGACGCAUCUUCCAGAGCCCAAUCUCAAUAACGCACGGCGCAUUAGGAAUGUGAGUGGCCAUCGGAGAAGUGAGACUGAGAAGGAGUCGGGGCUUAAACCCACCCUCAGGCAGAUUCUUAGUGCUUCUCGCCGAAAUGUAAACUGGGAUCAAGUCAUCCAGCAGGUAACCAAGAAGAAACAGGAACUUGGCAAAGGUUUACCAAGGUUUGGCAUAGAAAUGGUGCCUCUUGUUCAAAAUGAGCAAGAGGGUCUAGAACUUGGUGAAGAAUCUGAUCUGUCUACUCUGGAAGGAUUCCAGUGGGAAGGGAUUUCCUUAGCAGUGCCUGGCUCAACCAGAAAACGUAGCUUUUCUGAAAGCAGUGUCAUUGCAGACAGAAAUCCUUCUGCGUAUAGCUUCUUCAGUGAACAAGCCAAAAUAAAUGAAAGUGGGCAAAGGCAAAUAAUUGCAGCCAGCCACUCACAUCACAUAACAUCUGGGUGUGAGGCAAGCACUGACAUUGAGGCUGACUUGAAACGGGAGACAUCUUCUCUUCCUUUGUCACCAUUUAUGUCUGAAAGAACUGAGACUAGUGGAAGGAGACACAGCCUACAGGCCACCUCUGAGGUCACAGGCCUCACAAAACAAGACCAGGAGAGCUCAGAGAAAAGAACACCUCUUCUUGAAAAACAAAAUGUACUAGAAAUCUCAGAAGAAAAUUGUCCAGCUUCAAAUAAUGCUUCACUUCUUGCAGUGUCUAAUAACAUAGAUGCAGCUACAGACAGUAGCUGCACAUCUGGUACUGAGCAGAAUGACAGCCAAGGAAUUGGAAAGAAACGAAGAGCAACUGGAGAGGGAUCUUCUCCUGAAAUCCCUAGUCUAGAAAGAAAGAAUAAGAGAAGAAAAAUCAAAGGUAAAAAAGAACGUUCUCAGGUAGACCAGUUGUUGGCUAUAUCGCUGAGGGAAGAAGAGUUAAGCAAGUCCCUGCAUAGUGUGGACAGCAGUCUCUUGCAGGCUAGAGCUGCCUUGCAGGCUGCAUAUGUUGAGGUUCAACGGUUCCUUGUAUUAAAGCAACAGAUAACCAUGGAAAUGAGUACGCUGAGAAGUCAGAGAAUCCAGAUCUUGCAGGGGCUACAAGAAACGUAUGAACCUUCUGAACUGUCAGAGCAACUUUCCUGCAGUGUCUUAAGUGAGAGAAGAAAUAGCAAAUCUCAGAUAGCAGCUGACUUAAUUCCUGCAGGCUCCUUCCUGCCCCUUUUGGACACUUUGUCGUCUUCUGUAGCUCCACUGGGAGCUUCUGUUCAUGUAAACAUGCCAUCACCAUUCCAGUCUUCUGGCAUCACAUCCGCCACUCCUCCUGACUCCUCAGUACAAGUUAAACAGGAACCUCUCUCUCCAAAAGGCUCAGAAGAAAAUGUGAAUUCUGUACUCCAGAGCUCUCCAUGUGCUUCACGAGCAGAAGAGGUAGAGCAGAAGGAUGAAGAGACCAACCAGAAAACUUCAGUGUAUCCAGUUAUCACUGCAACUAUAUCCCUAUCGGAGCUGGCAGCUUGUUUCCAACACACUAAUCAAGAUGUUCAUAAGCCUGCUGUGGACAGGGGAAAGGCUGGACUUCCUGAGAACCCUUCUCCUCAUUCACUGUCUGUUUUCAGCAAGAGAGAAGCAAAUGAUACAGUGACUGAAAGCUUUUUACUGGAUCAGUGUAGCAUUUCUCUUCCAAAGCAUUCAGUCCUUCUAGAAAUGCCAAUGGAUAAAACUCUCAAGUUGUCAGCAGAACCGUCCGAGCAACAGACGGCAACCGCUGUAGUCCCAGCAGACAAAGGGAACAAGAGGAGGAGAAAGUUAAGGAAGAAGAAAACUCUGAGGGCAGCCCAUGUGCCAGAGAACAGUGAUACAGAACAGGAUAUAACUGACUGUAAGCCUGUCCGGAAAGUCAAGGGUGGAAAGGUUCCUAAAGGAGAAAAAGUUACUACAUCCACUCCUCCAAGACAGGAGAAUGGAGCUACUGCUCAAACAGCAAGAAACAAAGAUGAGAAUGACAGUGAUGCUUCUCUGGAACUACUGGAAGUUCCAGCGCCCCAGUGUGAGGUGGUUGACGUUGGUUCAUCAGAGUCGGGAGAUGAGAAACCAGACAGUCCAUCAAAGAGGAAUUCACGCAGCUCUGUGGAUCAGGCAGUCCUAGAGGCAUCUUGCUCUGGUUAUGAUGAAGUGAGCUCCACCAGUGAGAUUGGCACAAAUUAUAGGGAUGAUGGGAAAAGAAGCGCGGCUGAGAUGCAGACUUCCAUAUCAUCACUAAGAGGAUCAAAGAACUCAUCAGAAGUGUCUUCGGAGCCAGGUGAGGAUGAAGAACCUACCGAGGGAAACUUCGAGGGACACCUGGCUGCAGUGAAUGCUAUUCAGAUUUUUGGGAAUUUGUUGUAUACCUGCUCAGCAGACAGAACUGUUCGUGCCUACAAUCUGGUUAGCAGGAAGUGUGUGGCUGUCUUUGAAGGACAUACUUCAAAAGUGAACUGCCUCCUGGUCACUCAGACAAAUGGGAAGAAUGCUGCACUCUACACUGGCUCAAGCGACCACACUAUCAACUGUUACAAUAUCAAGACCAGAGAGUGCAUGGAACAGUUUAAAUUGGAAGAUCGAGUGCUCUGUUUACACAGUAGAUGGCGGAUCCUUUAUGCAGGCCUUGCAAAUGGCAAUGUGGUUACUUUCAGCAUAAAGACCAACAAGCAGGUUGAUACCUUUGAAUGCCAUGGCCCUAGAGCGGUGAGCUGCCUAGCCACAGCUCAGGAAGGAGCACGCAAGUUGUUGGUAGUGGGCUCCUAUGACUGCACCAUCAGCGUGCGAGAUGCACGGAACGGGCUGCUUCUCAGAACCCUGGAAGGUCACAGCAAGACUGUACUCUGCAUGAAGGUUGUGAAUGAUCUGGUAUUCAGUGGCUCCAGUGAUCAGUCUGUCCAUGCCCACAACAUUCAUACUGGAGAGCUGGUACGGAUCUAUAAAGGCCAUAACCAUGCAGUAACGGUUGUGAACAUUCUUGGGAGAGUGAUGGUGACAGCAUGUCUGGAUAAAUUUGUUCGUGUUUAUGAACUACAGUCGCACGACCGCUUGCAAGUCUAUGGAGGCCACACAGAUAUGAUCAUGUGUAUGACCAUCCAUAACAGCAUGAUCUACACUGGAUGCUAUGAUGGCAGUGUCAGAGCUGUGAGGCUUAAUCUGAUGCAGAAUUAUCGUUGCUGGUGGCAUGGAUGUUCAUUGAUCUUUGGAGUUGUGGACCAUCUGAAACAACACUUGCUAACUGACCACACCAACCCAAAUUUUCAGACCCUAAAAUGUCGUUGGAAGAACUGUGAUGCUUUCUUUACUUCCAGGAAAGGUUCCAAGCAGGAUGCUGUAGGACACAUUGAAAGACAUGCUGAGGAUGACAGCAGGAUUGACUCAUGAAGCUUUUCACCUCCCACAUUGGGAAGUAAUUUUAUAUGUCAGAAUUAUUCCAAGUAACAUCAAUUUCUUACUCCAGUCUUUCCUCUUUCUUUUCCCACUUGGAAUGCAAAAAUGGAGUGGGGCUGAAAUGCCUUGCUAUAGAGACUGCAGGUUGUGUUGCACUCUGUAGAAAUAAGGCUGGUCAAUUAAGACAUGGCCCAAAUGGAAGAUUCUUGCAAGUUUUUAAUUCAUUGGCAGAUAAGAAUAUUCCCUCCUCUUGUCUGCCUUGGUUUUUUGUUCUUUGUUUUUUCUGUUUGCUUUUUGUUUUGUUCUGUUUCUUAAGAAGCAUAGUCUGAGAGUCUCUGGGAAGUCCAGAGGGGUGUUGAGAACUUAGAUUACAAUAGGUGCUGGCGUUUGCAAACUCAGCUUGAAGCCUUUUAAGUGUCUAAGACGUGUCUGUUUUCAUGUUGUAUCCAAUUUUUUUAGCUGAUUUUAAUAAAAUUCUGCAAACCAGAAUAUCACAAAUUCUAACAGUGUAACAUUGUAUACACAGUGUACAUUUUGACGUCCUUCAUAAAAAGAAAAGGUAUUUUAUGGAGAACUGGAAUAAAUUAAUUUUUUUAAUGUUAAUUGUAACUUACUUUUUAUUCCUUAUGUAAAAAUUGCUAUAACUGGCACAAUAUAUACAGUGACAGGCUGCCCUAAAUACUGUACCUCAUGAAGUAUUUUGUUUAUUUGGAGGAAAGCCGUUAUUUCUUGAGAGGUAUGCCAGUAGCAGCAAAACAGCCAGAACAGCGGCUCCACUCAACGUGCUUUGCAAUCUUAGUUUAAAUAUAGGUCCUCAUGUACAGGAAAGAAGUAAGUGGUGUCGGCUUUUGUUUUAUUAAAUACCAGCAUAACCACUGCUAUCUUGAUACAACACCAUAGUCGGAUUCCUGAGUUUAUUUGGAAUCUUAGUGACUGAGCUUUGCGGUCCUAUAUCUUCAUGGCAUAGCAAACUAAGAGAAAUGCAAAGGCACUGCCUGUCUAAGUGCAUCCACUUAGGUAGUAUUUUGUUUCUGUUGUGAACUGGCUUAAUUGGCUUGGGCUAUAUCAAGUUGACAAAACCUCAACUGGAAAGAAUGGAGCAGGAUUUUAAAACAUUUUAAAAUCUAAAGUUCUCAAGCAGAAGCUGAGGACACAAAAUGCAUAUCACAUGUAAAAGUCUUGUUUCUGCUAAUGCACAGAAGGUACCACAGAGAAGCCAGUGCAGAGGGGAAGACUGUUUCUACUUGUCAGGGUUCCUCUGCAGGUGUCCCUUGGGGUGGAAAACUUUACCCGUGAAGUCAGUGAAAUGUACUUCUUGCAUUUGCGGUCCUCUCUCCCAUAACGACACUAACUUAGCAAAGAGCUCUCUUAAACAAUGAGACUAAUCUAGUAAGGAGCUUUGUGUUCACUUUUGCCUAGCUUGCUGCUCAGGAUAAAAAAAGCAGUGGUUUCCUUAAACUGUAACAGAAGGUCAACACAGCCUAGUGUCAAAACUGAGCUGCUUAUAAAUGAAUCCAGCGCUGUUCAAACAAACUGAAUGUUCUAUUUUUACUGUAUUUAUUUUAGCAUCUCUUUCGCCACUACUUUGAGGCUUGGUGUGCCAACCGUAGACCAAGUAAGUUUUAUAGCCUCAUCCUUUGACUACGAAGAAGCCUUUUUAGGCCAAGAAAGUGAUUGAGGGAAGCCCAUGGAUGUUCCAGUCUGCCAUCAAAUCAAGGAACUUCAGGGCCUUCUCUGAAGCACGCUAUUUUUGUAUUGCCUUAGCGGACAAGCAUAAUUUCUCUGCAAUUGCUUGACAUUGAUGAUUUUUUGUGAGACGGGAGUAAAGUAGGAAUGAGAUGCAGUGGCAUCCUACUUCAAAGACUUGUGAAUCUCUGAAGUUCCAAUGUUUAGCGGUGAUUUGUUUGGGGUUUUUUAUUAAGCUGUUCGUGGACAGGAAAAAAACCCAGUAUGUGGCUCAGACCCCAGGCUGUUUUGAGGGUGUUUUUGUUUUGGCUUUUGGGGGGUGUGUUUGUAGUUUUGUUUGGUUGGUUUUUUGUUUUUUUUUUUCCUUUCUGUGGUCUGUGGAUGAAGCAAUUCAAGAGAGAAUCAAGUUUAGGGAAAUCUCUGAGCAGUGUAAAUGUUUCCUGAUGCAGGCUGUAUUGCUCUAGAGUCUCCGAGAGUAUGUGGUUUUUUAUGACUUAAGCAGAAUACUGCGUAAUACUUAAACCAUUUCCGAAAUUAUUGAUGUUCAAGAGUUUUUCUGGGUUUUUUUUGAACCACAAUGAGGGAGCAUGUAAAAGUAUGGCAUAAACAAUGUGAACGUCUCAAGCUGUCCUUCAUGGACUGUGCUUGAAGUGAAGCUGUGGAGGUGUGUGUCCUGAGGACAAGCAUGUGGAGUGAUUGUAGCAUUCUGAAAAAUGGCGUGUGAGAGUAGGUUUUGUUACUUCUUCCUUGUGAUUCUUCACGUUCUUUCAACUGUUUUCAGGAACAUAUAAAGAUCUUUCUCACUAGGUGUUGCAACAAACAAAGUUAUUACACUUUGUUUGCAUUCCUGAUUGCUUGUUGGGUUUAUCUUUUCUAGUUGGUGGAAGCAGACUUCCUUUUCUUGUAGUCCAUGACAUUUCCUUAUCUGUCCUUGAAAACAGUCCUGAAAAGUCUGGACUUCUGAAAUCCAGCUUUAGCUUUAGCAGUGGUGUCUUUUGCUACUUUGUAGGUCAUUUCAGAUAUAUUGUAAGAAUCUUAAAAUGGAUAAGAGUCAGGAAAAUAGCAGAGCUGCAUGAGUGUUUAUAAAAUUUUGCUUCAUAAAUUAAAAACAAUUUUAAAAAUUGCUCAGGGGUUCAGAGGAAAAUGCUGUGCUGCUUUGUCCUGAGAAUAUCUUAAAAGGAUUUGCUAUGAAGUUGUUGUACAUCUGUGGAAAUCCCCAGGCUUCUCUGGAGUUCUGUGGCAAGGUUUCCUGUUUGUUCAGCUGGAAUUAGGUGCAGCUUUCGCUAAUGGCCGUUCACUUCUUCCAGAGGUGGUUGCAGAAGAGGGGUGGUAAACUAAUGUAUUGGCUUGGUAGCCAUUAAUGAGAUCCUCUCCGGUCUUGCAGCUUAGGGUUUUGACUCCUGAUAUACCUCCGGUCAAAGAGUGUAAUAACUUUGGGAAGGCGGACUAUUUGUAAUAUUUAACGGAGUAAUAUUUGCGUGAAAAGCAGUACUGCACAUCUGAAGCCUGUUUCAGGACUAUUUUUGUUUUCCAUUUGUUUCUUAUGCAAGUAAAAAGUUGUGAGUGGAAGAGUGAGUAAGGUGAGGGUUUAUUUUGUGGUUAGCUGUGUUUAUUUUAUUAGUCAAAUGUUAAAUAAUGAGCUCUGGACUUGGUAUACGGCUGACUAAAAAUGGUAGGCUCUUUGGGGGGCAAGCGACCGUUUUCCUUUUAGCAGGACUGGCAUUGGGCUUAUUAAGCUAUGAAACUUCUCAACGGACAGAGUACAGUGCUCAGAGGUAUUAUGGUCUUUUAUGAUCUAAAGAAUGGGCCAGGUGCUACUGAAACUGCUUAAAUCCUUCUUUUCAAAAGCAUGAGAACUUGUUGCACCAUGGGCAUACCAAGCCCUGCCUGAGCUCCAAAAGGAGGGCGUGAGUAGCAUAAAAUGAUCACUUGAAGUUCACAUGUGCUGCAAAGCUUAACCUUCCCCAACCCCGAUAACCUCACAUGUAUUGAAUGAUAAGACAAUGCUAGGAUUGGUCUGUAUUUGUUGCUCCUUUUUCCUUCAAAUCACAGGGAAAAAUAAGUUAACUGACAGUGCAAAAUACUUUAUGGUCUAACGCUGCUGCUUCUGUACGUGGAAAGGGCCAGAGAGAAAACUGCUGCAUCCGUUGGUACAAAGAUGCAUUAAAUAUCCCAGCUUCUGCUUGCCUUGUGUCACUUCUGUGUGGAUUGCAGACUUUAAACAUAUUGUCAGCACACGAGCUGACUUCUGCAAAACAGCAGGAGUUUGGCUGUGCGGUGUGUUUGAAGUAGUGCAGUUCCUAACGCACGCUUUCAAACUGUACAACAAUGCCAGAUCAAGGUAAACGAUAACUGAAAACUCACAGUAAACUGUAGGUUCCCAGAAACAAAAAUGUGGUGUUGAGAAAAUAUUUUUCCCUUCUUUUGUAUUCGAACACAGGUACGGAUGAAUCUUGGUUUUCAGGCUUGCAUGGUACAAGACUGUAUCAUUCAAACAGUCUAAGUUGUCCAGAGUUCCAGAGUAUGUGAGGAAGGAUAAGGAAACAGUUUCAGCUACUGUUUGUAAAAUAUUUAAUAGUGAAAGUAAAGAGCAAACUGUGUAGGUAUAUAUUCUGUUAUAUGCACCUGCCAGCUUCUCAAAUUUCAUUUUGCUUAAGUGUUAAACAGUCUUUUUGAAGAAUGGAAGUGGAAUAAAACAACAUGAGUGAAUAUUUAAUAACUUAAGCUGUGUAGAACAUGUGC
Molecule: messenger RNA, 10084 nt
Organism: Pygoscelis adeliae (Adelie penguin)
Lineage: Eukaryota; Metazoa; Chordata; Aves; Sphenisciformes; Spheniscidae
Gene: ZNF106
Product: zinc finger protein 106
Exons: 21
Coding region: 29-5650 (1873 amino acids)
Cellular component (GO): membrane; cytosol
Molecular function (GO): zinc ion binding; SH3 domain binding; RNA binding
Source: RefSeq, a predicted model, not a curated record